GCAGCAAUGGAAGGUGCGGUUAAGUUGCAGAGGCAGCUAGUUGAUUAUACCGCCUCCCUAUUUCAAGAGGGCUAUCUAGAUGAACAAUUUAUCCAGCUCCAGCAACUUCAGGAUGAAAGCAACCCACAGUUUGUAGUAGAAGUGGUAUCUCUCUUCUUUGAAGAAGCUGAGAGGCUGCUUGAUGAACUGGCAAAGGGACUAAGCCAGGAAAACACUGAUUUUAAAAGACUGGAUGCCCAAGUUCACCAGUUGAAAGGCAGUAGCUCCAGCAUUGGAGCACAGCGAGUUGGGAGAAUUUGCAUUACUUUCAGAAACUACUGCGAGAUGCAGAACGUAGAAGGGUGUCUGAACUGCUUGCAACAAGCAAAACAAGAGUAUUCCUCGGUGAAGGGCAGGCUUGAGACUCUGUUCAAGAUGCAGCAGCGACUUUCAGCCACCGGCGGAUCGGUUUCUACACCUUGA
Neltuma alba is the source of this 462-nucleotide messenger RNA. Its product is annotated as histidine-containing phosphotransfer protein 1-like. Gene Ontology annotation, molecular function: histidine phosphotransfer kinase activity; protein histidine kinase binding. Bases 7 to 462 code for a protein of 151 amino acids. Gene Ontology annotation, biological process: phosphorylation; phosphorelay signal transduction system; cytokinin-activated signaling pathway. The transcript has 6 exons. The record is from RefSeq and is a predicted model, not a curated record. Gene Ontology annotation, cellular component: cytoplasm; nucleus. Lineage: Eukaryota; Viridiplantae; Streptophyta; Magnoliopsida; Fabales; Fabaceae.